AUGAGCUCACGUGGCGGGGUCAAACUUUUAACCCCUGAAGAGCAGGGCAAGCAGAAGAUGAGGACUCUUGAACUUCAGCUCGACUACGUUCUGACGAGGAUUAUUCUUCGUGUCGAGGAAGAUACAUGUGUAGAGGAGGAUUUAAAAACAGCGCACCACGAAAUUGACGACAUCGAGAUCUCAACGCGAAUAGUUGAGACUGAGGCGAUCAUGAAGGCCUUGGACAAGCAAGGCGUCCCUACUCCAUUCAUUAAGAUACUUUUUGAGUUCUAUAGCAACUUCACGACCAAAAUUUCCCCGUUAAAUAAUGUUUUCACAAUCGACAUGAAGAGACGGCAUCUUCCUCCCGUUGACGACAUUAAUCAGGCGGAACGAAUGCUGGUCGAAUUUGAUGAAACGUGUAAAGAGAUCGGUCGGGAAAUUAACAAUGGUGAACGACCUGACCUCCGAGGCGGGCAGGAGGAAACUUGGGCUUUGGCAGCAACAGCAUCGAUGAUGCAAUGA
Molecule: messenger RNA, 504 nt
Organism: Necator americanus (New World hookworm)
Lineage: Eukaryota; Metazoa; Nematoda; Chromadorea; Rhabditida; Ancylostomatidae
Exons: 4
Coding region: 1-504 (167 amino acids)
Source: RefSeq, a predicted model, not a curated record